AUGUUUCAGAUUCCUCUCGUUCUCGCCGUCCAUGGCUUCGAGUCCAUGGAAUGUGUCGACCACCUGGAUUGCCCACUUCCCGGCCAAUCUUGUGUUUAUGGUCAAUGUCGUGUCGUCAGGGAAUUCGCUGGCGAUGAUGCUCCAGAUUCUGCUCCAGAAUCUGACCAAUGCCAUCCGGAAUGCCCAGACAACUACAAUUGUAUCAAUGGAAAAUGCGUCCGUUAUGUCGAAGAGCCCCGUGGAAGAGUGAAGAAGAGUUGGCCAGAAUGUUUUGCCUAUUUGGAUUGCCCGCUAUUAAAUUUGUGUGUUGUCGGAUUCUGUGUUGGCCCAUAA
Molecule: messenger RNA, 333 nt
Organism: Caenorhabditis remanei
Lineage: Eukaryota; Metazoa; Nematoda; Chromadorea; Rhabditida; Rhabditidae
Exons: 1
Coding region: 1-333 (110 amino acids)
Source: RefSeq, a predicted model, not a curated record